Messenger RNA from Aethina tumida (small hive beetle), 4837 nucleotides. RefSeq names its product ataxin-2 homolog. The record is from RefSeq and is a predicted model, not a curated record. NCBI's taxonomy places the organism in Eukaryota, Metazoa, Arthropoda, Insecta, Coleoptera, Nitidulidae. Gene Ontology annotation, molecular function: RNA binding. The transcript is spliced from 8 exons. Gene Ontology annotation, cellular component: cytoplasmic stress granule. Gene Ontology annotation, biological process: cytoplasmic stress granule assembly. The coding region runs from base 1119 to 3602 and encodes 827 amino acids.
CUAAAUAUUUGUACGACCCUCGUAUAUUCACAUUUUUAGCUCAUAUAGGCAACCAACAUUGCACACAAAAAAAUCAUCUAAACAGGUUGUAAUUUUAAUUAAAACUUCUGUCUUAAAUACAAAAUUGAAAAUACUAUCUAGUGUAAGUUAUCACGGUGUAAAAUUAUAUAUAAACUGUAAAAAAUAAAUAAAUAAUGAAGUAAAAAGUAGGCAACUAAGAUUACACAAAUUGCAAAACAUUCGCUAAAAAAGUGAAAAUCACGAUUGCAGGUGACACGAGUUUUGACAACAUUCAUGACAAACAAACGUGACAUUUAUUGGUUAUACACAAUAAAUAAAAAAAUCUGUAUCGAUUUCUAGUGUCUAUUAGAUUGGAUAAAAUCAGUGAACAUCGCAAAAACUGGUGGAUCACCCUCAACUCGUGAACCCGUGGUGUUUAUAGUGUGCACGGACUUGACCAGUUUUACCGUUAAUUCCGAUCGUAGCGCAGAAAUUCACGGCAAAAAAAACGAUCACCCACACGCGUACAACAGGUUGCCAGUCGGCUCGAAAGGAAAAAGAAAAACGACGGGAACUCGCACCAAGGGCGCAGCCUCCCCCAUUUUAUUGAUCGUUCAAACGCCGUCGAUUUGGCGGUCGGCGCGCCGCCUGUGGCACGCGCCUGCGCACCGGGCGCGCAUUGUCAAAUUCUGACAGCAACAUUCCGCACGGCCGUAUCUCGCACGCCAACCACGAAAAUAAUCGUCGCCCCGCGGACACGUAGCACGGUAAACGGGACGAAGCGAAGACGCAAAAAGGGCGGCGCGGACGCCACCACACGCCACCACAGAGCCGGGGACGACGCCACAGCGAGGACGUGACGGCAGCGACCGCCGAAUGCCCGCCGAAAUAAGCGACACGGUCGCGGUUACGUCACUGAGCCAUUUUGUAUUCGAGUGAGUGGUUGUUUUUGUGUGUUGGGUUGUGUGCCGGCCGCGGGUGAUCACUCUUCCGCCGUUCUGUACGGGGGGGUCGACGUGCCGCGCGCCACGUUCGUCACAGGGGAGCGCACUAAAGCAGCCAAAAUUCCGGUGCCGACGCGAAACAGGGACUGUACCGGCCACUUCGGUAACGGUGACAUGAACAAACGGAAGAACCGCGGCGGACCGCUAAGGAGCCAGCGACCGAAGUCGGUGUCUGCGGAGGGCGUGUACAACAAUGCCCACUUCAUGCACGCCGUCACCUCGCUGGUGGGCACCGUGGUCCGCCUGACUACCUCCUCCAACACAGUUUGGGAGGGCAUAUUCCGCACGUUCUCGCCGAACUUCGAGGUCGUCCUCGAGGUGGCCGCCAAACUCGAGAAUCCCAACUCACCCAAUCCGACCAUCCAGGCGGACAGUGCAGCGGACAAGAUGGUGUUCAAGGCAGGCGAUAUAUUGAACAUGGUCGCGCAGGACGUAGACAUGGAAUACCCAACCAGGGACACGUUCCAAACGGACACCGCCAUAUCGGCGAAGCUGAACGGCAGCAUCAGACCGGAGGAGCGGGUGCUGGAGCCGUGGGACGCGUCGCAGGGCGUCAACGGUGCCGGCGCCGGCGGCGACUUUCCCCUCGAACUCGAGGCGGCCAACGGUUGGGACGCUAGCGAGAUGUUUAAGAAGAAUGAACAGGACUAUGGUGUACAGAGCACGUUUGAUCACAGUCUAAGAGGAUACACGGUGCCGUUGCAGCAGAGCGACAGCGCCGACUACAGAGAGGCCGAGGCGAAGGCGAACCAAAUAGCCAACGAGAUCGAGAACCAGCCGCAACACAAGGCGCGUCUCGAACUCGAGAACGGCGACGAGGAGGCGGUGUUCGCUGCCGUCUCGCGUCCCGCCGCCAACCAACCGCCGCCGCUGGCCAGCAACAAUCAACCGCAAUCGGGUCAACACGAACCGUCUAACGGCGGCGGCGGUAAAUACAUACCGCCCGCCAAGCGGAAGAACCAGAGCAGCGGCAAGCUGGUGAGGAGCACGCCACCGCCACAGGGGGCCGGCACGCCCAGCCCGAAGGGCGGACAAGUGCCGCCGGUCUAUCCGCCACCGGUGCACCAGAUGCCGCCGCCGCCGGUCCAUCACAACAACGUCCAAAUGUCCGGUCCCCAUCAUCUGGCUAUGAACCACGCCAUGCCGCCGCCGCAGCAGCAGCAACAGCAGCCCCAGGUGCCGCACGGCGGUCACCCGCAGCCGGGCGGUCCGCCGCCGCAACAACAACACGGCGUUCCGCCGCCGGUGGUGAUGAACCACCACGGCAGACCGCCGUCGCACACGCCGCCGCAUCCGCAGCAGUACGGACCGCCGCCGCAAGCGGGCAGGGGUGGACCACCGCCGCACCAGCAGCAAGGCGGGCAGCCGCCGAAGCCGCAGCUCAACGGCGAUACGAAACCGCCGCCGCAACAUCAACGCGGACCUCGUAAUCCGUACGGAGGACCACCGCCACCACAGGGUGGCUAUCAAUCUCAACCGCCGCCAGAUUUGAAACAGCCCGACAUGGGUAUCGGCGGUGGUCCGCAACAUCCCGGACGACACAGGACCGAUGAUCCGGCCGUCAAGGACUUGCAUUCGUUUUCACAGGACUUCAAGCUGGCCGAUCCGGGACAGCAACAACAAAUGCCUCCACCCAAUACUGAACAACCACCAUCGAUGGUGCAGCAUCAACAACCACCUCCCCAACAGCCACAGCAGAACAAACCGCCGCAACAGUCGAGUCCGCCCCAACCUCAACAAUCAAUCUCCCCUCAACAGGAUCUUGACAAGGUCACUAACACGUUGAAGAAAUCGACGCUCAACCCUAACGCGAAAGAGUUUGUGAUGUCAUCGGCUCCGACGUCAAAACCGUUCCAGCCACGGUCACCUAGCACGCCAUCGGCAUCGCGUCCGCACACGCCACAGACACCAGGCGGUGCGGCAGCGGCCCAGGCAGCCGCGGCUGCUCAAGCGGCCGCUCAGGCCGCCCACAACAGUCACUCGCCCUACAUACCGACAUCGGCAGGUGGCGGCGGACCGGGACAACCGCCGAUGCCGGUCGUGAUGCCCAUGCCGUACGUGGUGACCGGGCAUCCACAAUACCAACCGCAGCCGCAGGUUAGCCGUCACAGAAAACUGCCAAUGCGAACGGAUAUGGCGUCCCAGAUGUCAGUGGCGGCGGCCACGGGUCAGCCACUGUUGGCUCCGGCCCCCAUCCAACAGUUCAUGUACCAGCCUAACCUUGGGCAGGCGUACCAGCCGAUGCAUACCAUGCGCAUGUACGAAUCCCCACAUCAAAUUCAAUACAUGCAGCCGAACCCGUCGCAGGCUCCUUCGCCAGCUCAGCCCCCGCCGCAGUACAAUCCGGCAGCCGCUGCGGCGGCCGCGGCCGCAGCCCAAGGCGGUCCGCAACCACCUCCGCAGCAAUAUCAGGGCGCCCCACCGCCACCGCAGGGCCCACACCAGUUGCCGCCGCUCAUGUACCCGACCAUCAUCCAGGCGCAGCCGCACCUCAUGCCCAACAUACCGGCCUACUUGCAGCAGGGCCCGCCCCACCUGCCCGUCGCCCUCCAUCCCCUCCACCCCGGACAGGGCCAGCCACACGGACCAAACCCUUAACGCUAGGCACAGCCGCCGCGUCGGCGACGCCGCCUGCCACUGCGCUGCUAGUUUAAAAAUGUUGGGUCGUCCAGGGUGGAUGGGUGGCGUCCGCCCCUCGCCCCCCUAAUCACUCAUCCCAUCCCCGCCCCGCCAAAACACAAUCAUCAACCGUUCCGCGUUACCCUGAGGGGCGGGGGCGCGCCCAACACCACCACCACCCCCCGAUCCGUGGUUUCCCGCCGCCGGCGCUUCACAAUCGGCGCCCCACUUAACACACGACUCGCGUCGUGGCGCCGGUCGCGGGGAACCGUAGAUUAUUUACUUCAAAAAAACCUUGUUAUUGUUAUUUUGUUUUUAUACGCUAUUGUUAAUUUCUGAUGUAAAUUUACCUCGGAGGGCCCUUCCACCGCGACGCCCCCGGCAAAUUUAAAUUCUUUUUUCUCUCUUUUUGUUUUUUCACUAUUUCGGGGCGGCAGUUGGAGGCGAGUGCGCAUACGCACCGGUGCACGGCCGCCCGCCGAAACUCAUUCCAUUUUUUUUUAUUCGUAACGUCCUGACACAUCAACCAUCGUUUCAUCGUCACCAUGUUCUCAUUAAGGGCAGGUUCUGGGGCAAAGCAACUUAUUUUCGGACGAAAUUUCAGUGUCGAUGUCGCAAUAAAUUUUUUGGAUGGUUUUUAUUGCUUAUUGUACUGGGGUGUUCCACGGGGGUAUCCUGAAUUGUUUAUUUUAAAAUUUUAUUGUCGAAUAUUAAAAAUGGGAGUUAGUUGUUUUAGCCCUGGUGGAAAGUGAGAGUUGCAAACGACACAGCGUCGUUUCCAAAGAGUUCAUUUCUAGCUUGAAUUUUUCGUUUUCAAAAUUUUUUUUGUACGACGUGUCUAUGCGGGACGCCGGAAGUCUUUAUUGAGAAACUUGUCCGACAUAAUAUAAUUUAAAAAACACUGCGACAAGAGGCGUCCCAGCAUUGUAAAAUAGGUGCCUUAAAAAUAUGUUUUUUUUUUAAAUUUUAUUUAUUAAAUAACGUUUGGCACCAUUUAAAAUAAAAAAGAUAAAAAAUAUUACUUAGUUGAUCUAAGUAUGAUAUUCCGAGGAAUAUUCUGAGAAAUCAUUUUGUAAAGUGCUUGGGCAUUUGGAGACUGUUGGUUUCAUCAGUUUUCAGUGCGGGUGAAAAAGUAUGCCUUUUGGUGUAAGAUUUGGAGAUAUGUUAAAAACAACAACUUUUUUCGACAAAUAAAACCUUUUGUUUAUUUGUAA